Molecule: messenger RNA, 453 nt
Organism: Cotesia congregata
Lineage: Eukaryota; Metazoa; Arthropoda; Insecta; Hymenoptera; Braconidae
Source: the annotation of a GenBank genome assembly
AUGGAAGAUGAUUUUAAAGAGUUUGCUAGUGACAUAAAUAUUAUUAAACAAUUAAAAAAUUUUAAUGAAGCUGUCAGUAAUAUUGAAAAAUUUUUAAAAAUGUCAGACGAUCCGCUUUUUUAUGAUAAAUUAAAUAAUGAAGAGAAAAUUAAAUAUAAUACACUGAUGUCUUUUCAUUUAAAUAGUUUGUUUUGGAUGCAUUUAAGAGUUCAAGGAGCAGACCCAGCAUUUCAUGAAAUCAGGAACGAAAAUGACAGGUUAAAAAAAGUAAUGGGCAGAGCUCAAGAAUUAUUCAACUCCAAAACACCAGGACCUAGGAUUGAUGUCAAUGCUGCUAAAAGAUUUAUUAGAAGUAGUUUAUGGACACCUAAUAAUAAUGAUGAAGGUAUUAGUGAUGAAACGGAACCUGUGCAAGAUGAAUUUGAGGAUGAUGAUUAUGAAAUUGUAUCUUAA